Molecule: messenger RNA, 675 nt
Organism: Condylostylus longicornis
Lineage: Eukaryota; Metazoa; Arthropoda; Insecta; Diptera; Dolichopodidae
Product: craniofacial development protein 2-like
Exons: 3
Coding region: 1-675 (224 amino acids)
Source: RefSeq, a predicted model, not a curated record
AUGAUGAAAAACAAUUUAGAUAUAAUAGCUUUACAAGAAAUAAGAUGGAUGAGAUAUGGAGAAAUAAAUAAACCCGAUUUCUCUAUAUAUUACAGCGGGGAUAAUUUUAGAUCUGGAAUGUGCGGCACAGGUUUCAUCGUAAAUAAAAAAAUAAAAAAGGCCGUAAUAGCAUUCACACCGAUCAACAAGAGAAUGUGUAGCAUUAGAGUUAAGGGAAAAUUUAAUAAUAUAACAAUCAUAUCUGUAUAUGCCCCUACAGAGGAAGCAAAUGAUGACGAAAAGGAUGAAUUUUAUGAAGAAUUGAACAAUUUAUGUGAAGGAAUACCUUACUAUGAUGGGAACGGAACAUGGAAGGUUCCAGGAAGAAAUGUAGUGAACCAAAUAGAUCAUGUACUAAUAUCAAAGAGAUGGGCAACAUCAAUAAUUGAUGUGCGAACUUACAGAGGUGCAAAUUGUGACAGCGAUCAUUUUCUGGUCAAAGGAGUAAAAAGAAGAAAAUGGAAUACGGAUAAUUUAAAAAAUGAAGGUACAAAUGAGAAUUUCCGUAAUAUUGUAGAAAGAAGACUUGAAGGUGAAAUAAAUAACGCAAGAAGUAUCGAUGAAGAAUGGGAUCAGAUGGAAAAUGCGAUGAGGAGAACAGCAGAAGAAAUAGUAGGACAAACAAACAGAGCGUAA